CAUCUCGUUUGCUGGGGUUUCAGGGUCUACGGCGAAUGUGAAAGGAUCACAUACAUACAGCUCAACAAGCAAGCAGCCAAUCUCACGACUGCACUACACCUUGUAGUCACUUCGGCGAGGGAACUGUUUACACCGGCAAGACACGGACACAGCUGGAAGAAUAUGUGAGUAAAGUGCUCAGUCUCUGCUGAGUUAGUGUCGGCACACUUUACUUCGACUUUUGGUAGGUGGCUACACUGCGUAUUUGAGUCACUGCACACACAACUUCUGCAACAAAAUCAACCAGAUAUUGGACUGUCUCCACUCCAACAUUCUUAACAUGGCUAAUCUCAUCACCAUCGAUGGGACCACACUUGAAGGUGGCGGUCAACUCCUUCGAAUCGCUCUGGGUGUUUCUGCACUCACAGGAAUUGCAGUCCAGUUUGAGCAGAUUCGAGGCAACCGAGACGAAGGUGGAGGUCUGAGGGGACAACACCUCAAUUGCGUCAAUUGGCUUGCUGAAGCGUGCAAUGCUGAUCUUACUGGUGCCGAGCUUUUCAGCCAAACCUUGACUUUCACCCCAGGAGAUAUACAAAAAAAUCUCUACAUGAAGAUCACGCAGAAAAGCCCCGGAUCCAUCAGUCUCAUCUUCCAGGCCGUCCUCCCCUUUCUCCUGUUCUCUGGCCUGCAGGGCCCGAUGGAACUCAUUAUCACGGGUGGGACCAAUGUCUCGAACAGUCCCUCCAUCGACUAUGUUGACCAAGUCCUGCUUCCGACUCUCGAACUCAUCGGUCUUCCCCAAAUCAUGGUGCACUGCCCCGAGCGCGGUUGGACACUUGGACGUAUGAAGAUGGGCACUGUGAAAUUCACCAUCCCGCCUCUGCCACGAGGCAUGCCGCUCCCAGCCUUCGAGCUCUCAGAACGUGGCAUGAUCUCACGUGUACAUGCGAUUGCAGUUGCGCCUGCAUCCGUCAAGUCGACGUUCGAAUCGAUGCUCCCCGCGAUGUUUGCCAAAAGGAUACCCGGAAUCCCGUUUCGAGGACUGACCUUCCAGGAUAGUCGCAGCAUGUACCGAUGGUACCUCCUGCUCGUAGCUACAACUGAGAACGGCCACAAACUUGGCUGUGACAGGCUGCUGGAAAUAAAACCCCCGCAGGGAAUGUUCGUUAAGGGAGUGGAAAUACUCAUCAAGAGGGUUUUGGCAGCAUUUGAGCCAACCAUCGCGCAUGGCGGAGUUGUUGACAAGCAUCUACGUGAUCAGCUGGUGGUGUUCCAGGCCUUGGCCGACGGACGCUCGAGUGUCUAUGCAGGAGAAGACGAGAACGGACCUGUGGAGCCGAGUCUCCAUGCGAAGACAGCACACUGGAUCACUAAGAAAAUGUUGGGUGUCGUUUUUGAUGACAAUGGUUCUUGCGAAGGCAUUGGACUCGUACCCGGAGGAGAGGUGAUGAUAUUCCAGGACGCAGAAGCUCUGGACGAAGACUUGGAGAGUGUGGCGGAAGCUCAAGAGCAGGAGGAAGACUUGGAAGAGCAGGAGGAAGACUCUGAAAAGUCCAAUACCGUGACGGACGAGGAGGCAGUUUCUUGGGAGGCCAGCCCCUGAUAUAGUGCUGCCACUCCAUACAUACGAUCGAUCUCAUGAUCAUCACACGCGUAGGGUAAAUCCAAGUCAUAGAGCCAUAGACUGUCUAGAUGACCAAACAAUGAUAUAUACCUAC
This is a messenger RNA of Pseudovirgaria hyperparasitica, 1697 nucleotides long. RefSeq names its product RNA 3'-terminal phosphate cyclase. Gene Ontology annotation, cellular component: nucleus. The transcript has a single exon. Gene Ontology annotation, biological process: RNA processing. Bases 320 to 1582 code for a protein of 420 amino acids. The record is from RefSeq and is a predicted model, not a curated record. Gene Ontology annotation, molecular function: RNA-3'-phosphate cyclase activity. NCBI's taxonomy places the organism in Eukaryota, Fungi, Ascomycota, Dothideomycetes, Acrospermales, Acrospermaceae.